CAUCCGAGCGGGCCUGGCCGGGGAGCGGCAACAAGGAGCAGCGUGAUGGCAGUUUAGGGCCGUUGGAGGAGAAAGCGGUUUUUCUCUGGCGAAGAGGAGGAGAAGGAGGAGAAAGGCGGAAGGGAGCUCCUCUGCCGCCAGGAUGCGCGAAGGGCUGAGGCGGCUUCAGCUGCUUAGGUGGCGGCGGCAGCAGCAGCAGCGGCCGGGAUAACUUAUAACAGAAGUCAGAUGCCUUGUGUAUUGCUACAUGUGUACUCUUGCCUUGGCUGAUGACUGAAACACUACUGAGAUGCAUCAGAAACUCUCGAAGAGCGCUCAUUACAUUGAGCUGGGAAGUUAUCAGUAUUGGCCCGUUCUCAUUCCUCGAGGAAUUCGUCUGUACACCUAUGAACAGAUUCCUGUGUUCCUUAAGGAUAAUCCUUACAUCACUGAUGGCUACAGAGCAUACCUGCCUUCCAGGCUGUGUUUAAAAAGCCUAUUCGUUUUGUCCAAUGAGACAGUCAAUAUCUGGAGUCAUUUACUCGGCUUCUUUCUCUUCUUCACUUUGGGCAUAUAUGAUAUGACUUCUGUGUUGCCUUCAGCGAAUGCCUCUAGAGAAGAUUUUGUUAUCUGUUCUGUUUGUCUUUUCUGCUUUCAGGUGUGUAUGUUGUGCUCAGUUGGGUAUCACCUCUUCUGUUGUCAUCGCUCAGAAAAGACUAGUCGAAGAUGGAUGGCAUUGGAUUAUGCAGGAAUUUCCAUUGGUAUCCUAGGCUGUUAUGUGUCAGGAGUUUUUUAUGCCUUUUACUGUAGUAAUUACUGGCGUCAAGUGUACUUGAUCACUGUGCUUGCUAUGAUCUUGGCAGUAUUCUUUGCUCAGAUUCACCCCAAUUACCUCACUCAGCAAUGGCACAGACUGCGUUCGGUCAUUUUCUGCUCUGUGUCAGGCUAUGGAAUCAUUCCUACCAUCCACUGGAUUUGGCUUAAUGGAGGUGUCACAGCAUCUAUUGUGCAGGAGUUUGCCCCCCGUGUGAUUGUGAUGUACUUAAUAGCCAUCAUAGCAUUUCUCUUCUAUAUUUCUAAAGUCCCAGAAAGAUAUUUUCCAGGGCAGUUAAACUACCUCGGCUCUAGCCACCAACUCUGGCACGUUCUUGCUGUGGUGAUGUUGUAUUGGUGGCACCAGUCUACCAUGUACAUCAUGCAGUACAGACACAGCAAGCCUUGCCUCGACUAGAGCAGCGCACCCAGGUGCAUCAAGAAUUUCAUCAUUGUAUCGAAGUUCUGACAUUGAAUGUCUGCAUUUCAUGCUGAGUUCAGGAGCAACAGCCAAGCAGCAGUUCACUUUGAAUCCUCUUUCUUUUAGGAGUAGUAUGUUAAAAGGCAUUCCUGAGAUCACUGAUCUCUGUCAGCUGAAUGACUAUUUGUUCACUGAGGACAGCGAAAGAGCUGCAGAUAUUUGGGUCAAAAAAGUCACUUUUCUUUGAACUACUGAUAUAUAAAUUAUAAUGAGACUUGUAUGUGGAGACUAUUUAUGCUAUAAACAAGAAAAGUUCUCUAAAAUGCAUGCAUAUGAAGUUCUUGUGACAAAUUUGCAUGCUGGGAUCUCACUUGAAAAUCCAUGUUGUUAACUGUACCCUUUUAAUGUGCUCUGUGUCCUUGCACUGAUGUUUCAUUUGAAAAACUUCAAAUAUAAUACAGAUUUUUAUUGGAUUUCCUUUUCCUUUCAAUAAAAGAGAGUCUGCCAUA
Molecule: messenger RNA, 1722 nt
Organism: Candoia aspera
Lineage: Eukaryota; Metazoa; Chordata; Lepidosauria; Squamata; Candoiidae
Gene: PAQR3
Product: progestin and adipoQ receptor family member 3
Exons: 8
Coding region: 290-1210 (306 amino acids)
Cellular component (GO): membrane
Molecular function (GO): signaling receptor activity
Source: RefSeq, a predicted model, not a curated record